AAAAAAGAAAAGAGAGAGAGCCCUACUCGCCUCUCUAACACGAGCCCAAUCACGAGGAGGGCGGGCAAGUGCGGCAACCGCAUCGCAUCACACUAACCGCACCACCGGCAGCCGGCAGUCGAGAGGAUGGACAGCAGCAACGGCGAGCGGCCGCCGCAGGGAGAGGAUGCGCCGGCGGCGGCGGCGGGGUCGAUCGGAGGGUACGAGUCCCUGCACAGGCUCCUCCAGUCCAACCUCUCCCCGGAGCUCUUCAAGGAAGCAAGCCGGCUGCUAUUGGGACUGAAUUGUGGGCGUGCUCUAGAGGCCAUCUCAUUGCCCGAAGCCACAUCUGCUCUUGCAAAAGCUCAUAACUUUGAUGUGCAGGCCUUCCGUUUUGAUGCAGAUAAAGAGUAUCUCAGGCAACCACGGGUUAUUCGAGUUGGCCUGAUUCAGAACUCAAUUGCUAUUCCUACCACCAGUCAUUUUGCAGAUCAGAAGAAGGCUAUCAUGGAGAAAGUCAAGCCUAUGAUUGAUGCAGCUGGUGAUGCUGGUGUUAAUAUUUUGUGUUUACAGGAAGCUUGGACAAUGCCUUUUGCCUUCUGCACACGUGAGAAAAGGUGGUGUGAGUUUGCUGAGCCUGUUGAUGGAGAAUCUACUCAAUUUCUUCAACAACUUGCUAAGAAAUAUAACAUGGUAAUUGUGAGCCCAAUCCUCGAAAGAGAUGUAAACCACGGAGAGAUUGUAUGGAAUACAGCUGUUGUCAUAGGUAAUCAUGGGAACAUAAUUGGUAUACAUCGAAAGAAUCACAUCCCAAGAGUCGGUGAUUUCAAUGAGAGCACAUACUAUAUGGAGGGUAACACUGGGCAUCCAGUGUUUGAAACAGCAUAUGGGAAAAUCGGAGUAAACAUUUGUUAUGGAAGGCAUCAUCCCCUUAAUUGGCUUGCUUUUGGCCUCAAUGGAGCUGAAAUAGUAUUCAACCCAUCCGCAACUGUUGGUGAACUCAGUGAACCAAUGUGGCCCAUUGAGGCCAGAAAUGCUGCAAUUGCAAAUAGCUACUUUGUCGGGUCAAUUAACCGGGUUGGCACAGAGGUCUUCCCAAACCCAUUCACUUCUGGUGACGGGAAACCUCAGCAUGCCGACUUUGGUCAUUUCUAUGGAUCCAGCCAUUUCUCAGCACCUGAUGCUUCUUGCACCCCAUCACUAUCUCGCUACCGAGAUGGCUUGAUGAUAUCUGAUAUGGACCUCAACUUAUGUCGCCAGAUCAAAGACAAGUGGGGCUUCCGCAUGACUGCCCGUUAUGACACGUAUGCUUCCUUGCUUUCAGAGUACUUGAAGCCAGAUUUUAAACCUCAAGUCAUUGUUGACCCCUUGAUCAAUAAGAGUGCGUAAUGGUGAGAAACUUGGUGCCAAAGGAGAGCACUCAAUUCUGGAACUUACACAUUUAGAGCAUUCAGUUUGAGGGAACUCUUCAAAAUCUGCCAUUGGGGAAUCGAUUUCUUUUUUCAAUUUUCGUAUGUAAAGAAAAAUUUGUAUACAUGUUUACCUCAAAUUGCCUUUUACUUGGAGUUGGAAACAUUGAUACUCAUUUUGCUUUCUGCUGUAAAUUUGCAAGGUAUGUAUGAUCUGUAAAGAUAAUGCACACCAAACAAUAUGCCAUAUUAAUGAUUUAGCCCAAAAAUUUAUAUCACAGUUCAUUAACAAGUUA
Messenger RNA from Oryza sativa Japonica Group (Japanese rice), 1684 nucleotides. The record is from RefSeq and is a predicted model, not a curated record. NCBI's taxonomy places the organism in Eukaryota, Viridiplantae, Streptophyta, Magnoliopsida, Poales, Poaceae.